AUGAGUUCGCAACAUUUUAUUCCUCCUCAGAACUAUGGUAUGAUAGAAGAAGACCUGUACAGGUCAGGCCAACCGAAUGAGUUGAAUUUUCCUUUUUUGGAGAAGCUUGGACUGAAAACUGUCGUAUGGCUUGCACCGGAAGAGCCGAACGAGAGAUUUCUGAAUUUUAUUUACGACCAAGAGAUUCAAGCUCAAUAUCUCGGCGUUAUUUCUUCAGUGAAUGCCUGGGAUCCGGUCACAGAGGAAGUCGUCUUGGAAGCGCUAGAGUUGAUUUUAGAUCCCCGCAAUCAUCCAAUGAUCGUAAUGUGCAAUCUUGGAACGAUUGUUGGCUGUUUACGCAAAUUGCAACGAUGGAAUCUAACUUCGAUAUUUGAAGAGUAUCGUCGUUACGCCGGACCCAAAGUCCGACUGUUAAAUGAACAAUUUAUUGAAUUGUUCGAUACCGAUUUAGUUCGUUUACCUGUCAAUAGACCAAAGUGGAUUUGA
Paraglomus occultum is the source of this 486-nucleotide messenger RNA. The record is from the annotation of a GenBank genome assembly. NCBI's taxonomy places the organism in Eukaryota, Fungi, Glomeromycota, Glomeromycetes, Paraglomerales, Paraglomeraceae.